This is a messenger RNA of Apaloderma vittatum (bar-tailed trogon), 88 nucleotides long. It is a transcript of the gene SS18L2, whose product is annotated as synovial sarcoma translocation gene on chromosome 18-like 2. The record is from RefSeq and is a predicted model, not a curated record. Lineage: Eukaryota; Metazoa; Chordata; Aves; Trogoniformes; Trogonidae. The annotation marks the transcript as partial. The transcript has a single exon.
GUACCAGCAUAUCCUGCAUAGAAACCUCAUUUAUUUAGCUACAAUUGCUGAUGCGAUGCCCCCCAGCACGCAGAAGACUGCAGACUGA